AUGCCGACAGAAACAUUUGGACCAGAUCCAUUUUUCUGGACCUACAUCAUUGUUUCUGGCCUCAUCAUAGCGAUCGCCCUGUUCUUGAUUACCAAGCCGUUUUGGGAGAAUCGCUGGCUUAUGGAGAAAAUCAACGCGCAGAAGCUGAAGUUCAUCACCCAAGAGCAAGAGGUGACCCCCCUGGACCAGUUCGAGCUUGGGAGGAUGUACACCUCAUUGAAGGACUUUCCCAGUGCGUUGGCAGAGUUCGAAGAGGUCGAGGAGGACUUUAACGAGGUCGGGGGCACCUUGGAUCCCGAGGAUUCCAUGGGGGCCUUGGCAGCGCGGGCCCAGCUUCACAACAGCAAAGGCUUUGCCCUCAUGAAGUUGGAGCCACCGCGAACUGCUCAAGCAAGGCGAGAGUUUGUCAGAGCAGUCACGUACUGGCCUGAAUUUCCAGAGGCCUUGAUCAACAUCGGAAAAGAGCUCAUGAAGCGAAAGCGCUUCGAUGUCGCUGUCCGCACCCUCAACACGGCAUUGAAGUGGCAGCCCGGGAACCAGGAAUUCUCGGAUUACGCAGAGCAGGCAAGGAAAGCAAUGGAUGGGGAACUAUCGAAGGAAGAAAUGAAACAAAUCGUCGCAUAG
Symbiodinium sp. CCMP2456 is the source of this 624-nucleotide messenger RNA. NCBI's taxonomy places the organism in Eukaryota, Dinophyceae, Suessiales, Symbiodiniaceae. The record is from the annotation of a GenBank genome assembly.